AUGCUUGGUAUUAAUAAUCAAGUCGUUUCUUUUGUUUCACCACCACCACCAACAACAACAAUCGAAGCGACUGAUUUAGAAGAUGGUCAUCCAAAUCAUCAACUGUGGAAUAAAAUGACUGAUAAUAUAGGACGUCAUUCAUUUUCUAGUCGUAUUAUAUUCAUAUUUAUUUUAAAUACAUUUUUAUUUCAUAAUCCAUUACAUGGUCAAGAUUUAUGGAUAGAAAAGACCAAAGAUGAUACUAUUGAAAAUGCAAAUUUCUUACGCAGUGAUUCAUCAAUAAAUACAGUUGAAGAUUUUCUUGAUACAUUAAUUAAUUCAAGUCAUUAUGAUAGACGUAUUCGGCCAUUUUUCGAUCAACAUAAAGCAUGUAAUGUGACAAUGACUAUUCAUAUUAAUACGAUUUCAGCUAUCAAUGAAGUUAAUAUGGACUAUAAUACAGAUUUAAUUUUUCGUCAAUCAUGGUAUGACCCUAGAUUGAAUUAUUCUGGUACAGAAUGGGCAAAAAGAUCACCAGAGAUUACAUUACAUUAUUCACUUAUCGAUCGUAUUUGGGUGCCUGAUUCAUUCUUUCGUAAUGCUAAAGAAGGUAAACGUAGUGAUAUAACAGUACCUAAUCGAUUGAUUCGUAUUCAUCGUGAUGGAAAAGUACUUUAUAGUCAAAGACUUUUACUUAAACUUGAUUGUCAAAUGAAAUUACAAAAAUUUCCACUUGAUAAUCAAACAUGUGUUGUUAAUAUUGGCAGUUAUGCUUUUGGCACAAAAGAUUUAUCAUUUUAUUGGGAUGAAACUCCUAAUACAAGUGCUAUUCGAGUUAAUGAAGAUCUUGAAAUGCCCGAUUUCGUAUUAAGUAAUUUUGAACAACGAUAUUGCAAUCGAACAACAGCAACAGGCAGUUUUACAUGCCUUCUUGUUGUUCUUCAUUUAAAACGUUUAUUUGGUUAUUAUCUUGUUCAAGUUUAUAUUCCAUCAAUGCUCAUUGUUAUUCUUUCUUUUGUUUCAUUCUGGAUCGACCAUAAGUCGGUUCCAGCUAGAAUUUCAGUCGGUCUUUUAACUGUACUUACAGUUACGACUCAAAGCUCAGGUAUUCGAUCUCAAUUACCACGUGUAUCAUAUAUAAAAGCAAUUGAUGUCUGGAUGUCAGCAUGUCUUGUUUUUGUUUUUGCUGGUUUACUUGAAUAUGCACUUGUUAAUGUUAUUGCUCGUAAAAAUGAAUUAAGACAACAAGUUCGUUUUUCCAGAGAAGUUAUUGGUAAUCGUCUUGCUCAAGUACAUUUCUAUAAAAAAGAUGAUACACAUCAAACUAAUAUUGAAACAACGGAAACACUUGCUCGUAAAACAAGUGUUACCGAAAAAAAUUUACGUAGUGGAAGUAUCACUAGUCCACUUAUUCAGAAUUCAGCAAUUUCCAAUACUACUGCACCUUCACAAACACCACAGGUUAUCUUGUCACAACAAGCACCGGUAUCGAAAACCGCUAAACCUAUUCGUGACACUGCACAAUUAGUUGAUCUUGUCUCAGCUAUACUUUUUCCUGUUGCCUUUAUUGUAUUUAAUAUUAUCUAUUGGAUGGUUUAUCUUAAUAUGCAAGUUGAGUAUGUUUUGAAAUAA
Rotaria sordida is the source of this 1611-nucleotide messenger RNA. NCBI's taxonomy places the organism in Eukaryota, Metazoa, Rotifera, Eurotatoria, Philodinida, Philodinidae. The record is from the annotation of a GenBank genome assembly.